Molecule: messenger RNA, 1841 nt
Organism: Caenorhabditis auriculariae
Lineage: Eukaryota; Metazoa; Nematoda; Chromadorea; Rhabditida; Rhabditidae
Source: the annotation of a GenBank genome assembly
AUGUUUCACUCACAAAAGUUUCGACUGUACCUAUUCUAUUUUUUCUGUAUAUUAUUCUUCCUGGUGCUUAUCAAAUUUGUAUGCGACUCGGCGCCGAACUCAUUUAAAACUGCUAAGAUUGGCCCAUCAAUUGUUUUUUAUAAUAGGGUAAUUAUUUACUGCCUUAGUUUUUGCAUAUAUUUCGAGUUUCAGAUUCCAAAGACUGGCUCUACAACUUUUACAAAUGCAAUUGCUUAUGAUCUCUACAAGCAAAAUUCUUUCAAUGUUCUUCAUGUUAAUAUGACAAAAAAUCGACAGGUGAACUUUUUUGCUUUUUUUUGUGGAUUUUACCAUUUUAUGUGUUUUGUGUCAAUGUAACGAUGAAAGUAGUUUACUUUGCAAUUCAGAACUUUUAAAAAAUUGUAAAAUGUCUCGCAAGGAUAAAUAAAAGUUCUGAAAUUUUCACCUCAUGGAUAAUCUUAGCUUCUAACAAAUUUUUUUAUAAAAAUUCAAAAGAAAAACGAUUGAAAAAUUUUUAAAGAAGACCUUUUUGAGACCUUUUUUUUUUUUUGAAAGAACAAUUAUUUCAGUUUAAACUUUUGAGAAAUUUUAUGUGGUAAAUCUGGCCAACUUUAGAAAGUUCUUGAACACAUAGUUGAAUGACUUUUGACAAAAUCAGUAAGUAUCUUUUUUAGGUGAUGAGUUUACCUGAUCAAUACCGUUUCAUUUUCAAUAUCACUUCAUGGAAGGAACGGCUGCCGGCUUUCUACCAUGGACAUGUCGCCUUUGUCGAUUUCACAAGGUUUCCUUGCUAACAGCAGAUUUUCAUGUGCUAUUUUCAGAUAUGGAGUACCUAAUCCGGUCUACAUCAAUAUCAUAAGGGAGCCUCUAGAAAGGCUGUUGUCACAUUAUUAUUUCCUGCGUUAUGGAGACAAUUACAGAAUCGGUCUGAAAAGAAGCAGAGCCGGCAAUAAUGAGGUUUUUUCCACAACCUGAUUUUUUUCGCCUUUGUUUCUGAAAACGAGAAUAGAACUCAAAAAUUUCAAAAAAAAAAUAUAAAAUGGCAAAUUUAUCAGACUUUCGACGAAUGUGUGGUACGUAGCGGAAAAGACUGCGACAUGAAGCAAAUGUGGCUUCAAAUUCCUUAUUUUUGUGGCCAUUUGCACUAUUGCACGUGAGUUUCAAAAGAAGGAAAAAUGUGCACCUGGUUCUUUCCAGAGAAGUUGGAAAUCCCUUAGCUCUGGAAACAGCUAAAAAGAACGUCGUGGAGAAAUAUUUAUUGGUGGGAACGACAGAUCGGAUGAGAGACACGAUCGCGCUGCUGGAACAGCUUGUCCCCAACUUUUUUCAAGGCGCUCUUCACCACUUCGACGAGCUCGACGGUUAGUUACCCGUUUCCAUUAGAUUUCUGUUUUGAAAAUCGAGUGUAACAGAAGUGUAACAACUAUUUUUUAAUGCAUUAGUAAAAAAAAACUAUUAAAAUUGUAACAUAAAUAUGAAAAAAAGCAAUAAACGAGCUCUCCAAGUAGUUGCUGUGGGUUGAAUUUAAUUCGUGCCAAAAAUCGCACACGCUACGCGUCCCGCAUUUGGUUUGCCUCACUUGCUUUCAAGUCAGGAAAAAUGGACUGCAGAUGAGCUUUUGAAAAAACAAAAUGUAUUUACUCAUUGAAAAAGCUGUCUUAUUUUUGCAAACCAUAUGUCAGUUAGAAUUAUUUUUAAUGGGUGUAGGUCAGAGAUUCAAAAAUUUCGUGAAGUUUUUCAAAUUAUUAUGAAAAAAAUUUGAACUUUCAGAAAACCGAGCUCAUCUUCGCUACACUAAGAAGAAAAAUUCCUCCGAACGAUCAGACCUUGUCCAUUGUUAG